AAUGAAUGUAACAUUGCUAAAUUCAUUGUAAUACCGUAAUGUGACAAUAUAUGAACUGAUCAUUUUAGAUUUAAGAUUUACAAAAUACAAAAUUUUACAUAAAACAAAAAAUUUGAUAAGAUUAAUUAAAAAUGAAAAAUAUUUAGCAAUGAUUCUUUGUACAUUAUGAAGCAAAUUAUUAAAUUAUAUAUUUAAAUUAUUGAGAGAUUUAUUAAAUUGUAUAAUAUAUUAUAAUUCUGCAUUCAUUUUUAUAAAGAUAUCCCCAUACAAGGUGAUAAAACAACAAUGAAUACUGCAAAAAAUAGUUGUGAGAUUGGAAAUGGUUUAGAUGAUCUUGGUAUACCUGGACAAGGCUUUUUAAGAGAUGCUUUAACAAGUUGUACAGAUCCAUUAAAAGCAAUUGAAGAAUUUCAACUAGAAAAUGGUAUUUUACUACCAUCAUUACGUCCAAUGUUACCUUUACUUGAUCUUCAUGGAGUAAGAAGAUUAGAUUUCCAUGCCUCAGUUCUUGAAGAAUUAAGGGAAAAAUUAGUAAAAAGAAUCAAUGAAAUUGGAGCAGAAAGGGCAGAUAAAAGUUCUACAGGUGACAAAAGACUGAAAGAAUUAUUAUCUAAAAGUUUCCCAGCUGUAAGAGUUGCAGCACUAAGACCAAUUGUAAUGUGUAUUCUAAGAAAUACACCACACAUAGAAGAUAAAUAUUUACGAAUACUUGUUAGAGAAAAGGAAUUAUAUAAUGAUGCAGAUACCGAAGUUAAGCGUCAAAUUUGGAAAGAUAAUCAGAGUUUAUUUGGAGAUGAAGUUUCUCCAUUAUUUAGCCGAUAUAUCAUUGAGAAAGAACAAAUACUAUUUGAUCAUCGAAACUUAAAUAGUCUUUUUUUUAUGCCUUCUCCCAAGGUAAGGAGACAAGGUGAAGUAGUACAAAAACUAGCACAUAUGAUUGGACAUAGUGUAAAAUUAUAUGACAUGGUUUUACAAUUUUUAAGAACUUUAUUUUUACGUACAAAAAAUAUACAUUAUUGUACAUUAAGAGCAGAACUAUUAAUGGCCUUACAUGAUUUAGAGGUACAAGAUAUAAUUUCUGUUGACCCAUGUCAUAAAUUUACUUGGUGCCUUGAUGCAUGUAUUAGAGAAAAAAAUGUUGACAUUAAAAGGUCCCGGGAAUUACAAGGCUUUUUGGAUAGUAUUAAAAGAGGUCAAGAACAAGUACUAGGUGAUUUAAGCAUGAUAUUAUGUGAUCCAUAUGCAGUAAAUUUUCUUGCUAGUAGUGCAAUUAAAAUUGCACUUCAUUUGAUAAAUGGUGAAUCAUUGCCUAGAGAAAAUGCAGUUCUCGUUCUGUUACUCAGAAUGCUUGCAUUAGGUUUAUCUGCUUGGCAAAUGAUUGAUUCACAAGAUUUUAAAGAACCAAAACUGGAUAGCCAAGUUGUCACAAAAUUUUUACCUGCUCUUAUGUCUUUAAUGGUAGAUGACCAAAUAAGACAAUUAAAUUGUAAACUUCCACCUGAUGAGAGAGAAAGUGCAAUUGCUAUAAUAGAACAUUCUGGUCCUCCUCCUGAUGCUUGUCAAGCAUAUGCACAACUUUCAGGAGUUGCUGCAGUGUUAGCCAUGUAUUAUGCAUUACAUGUAGGAGGUGGUGGUGGAAUAGGAAGAGGAAGAGGUGAUGCUAGAGGUUUAAUGAGAGUAUUAGCUACUUUACCAAAUUGUCAAGCACAACGUGCAUUUGAAGAUCCCUUUUUACACACUUUAGUAUCUUUAUUAAUAUUAAAUAUGGCUGAAGAAUUUCCUAAUGAAUCAUUCUGUACAGUUAUUUUUGACGAAUUUUUCUUAGCCGGAUUAGGCAGAGAUAAUGUCACAAGACAUUUACUAAAAUUACUUUGGUACAUUCAUUUAAAAUUACCGCCAACUCGUCUUCAUACGCUGAUGAAAGCACUUCAACCAACUAGUCAGCAUAAUGAAGCAGUACACAAUCUUUAUGAAGCUUUACGUGAUAAAAUUGGAAAUCGUUCCACAGAGGAUCAAUUAACAACAACAACACAAAUGGAUACAUUAGGACUUGAAUGUCAAUCGUCUCCUCUUACUGGUGUACCUACACCAACUUGUUCAUUAUAAACAUAAUAUAAUGUUUUGUAAAAUAUGAUCAAAUAAUUUUAAUUACAA
Messenger RNA from Frieseomelitta varia, 2154 nucleotides. It is a transcript of the gene NELF-B, whose product is annotated as negative elongation factor B. NCBI's taxonomy places the organism in Eukaryota, Metazoa, Arthropoda, Insecta, Hymenoptera, Apidae. The coding region runs from base 286 to 2106 and encodes 606 amino acids. Gene Ontology annotation, cellular component: NELF complex; nucleus. The transcript has 7 exons. The record is from RefSeq and is a predicted model, not a curated record. Gene Ontology annotation, biological process: negative regulation of transcription elongation by RNA polymerase II.